Dentiscutata erythropus is the source of this 1615-nucleotide messenger RNA. NCBI's taxonomy places the organism in Eukaryota, Fungi, Glomeromycota, Glomeromycetes, Diversisporales, Gigasporaceae. The record is from the annotation of a GenBank genome assembly.
GGAUAGUAAAACUAGAGAAUUCACACACACAAGAUAUACUGCUUGUACAUGUGAUCCGGACGAUUUUUUAAAUGAAGGAUUUACACUUCGUCAAAAAGAAGAUGGCAGACAGAUUGAAUUAUUCAUCGUGGUCACUAUAUAUGAUGAAGAUGUAACUGAAUUGUCUCGAACUUUAAACGGGAUUGUGGAAAAUAUUACAUCUCUUUGUAAACGAUCAGGCAGAAUUUGGUUGGAAAAGGUUGUCGUGUGUAUAGUAUCUGAUGGCCGUAAAAAAUUCCAUAAAAGUUGUUUGGCUUAUUUAACAGCACUUGGUGUUUAUCAAGAUGGUGUUGCAAUCAAAAGUAUAAAUAAAAACAAAGUUAAAGCUCAUAUAUUCGAGUUUACAACCCAAAUUUCAAUAUAUCAAGAUAUGGAACCUAAGCCACUAGAUGUUCCAAUUCAAGUACUUUUUUGUCAUAAAGAAGUGAAUGCCAAAAAAAUCAAUUCUCAUCGGUGGUUUUUUAAUGCUUUUGGUCAAGUUCUCGAACCUAAUAUAUGCAUUCUUAUUGAUGUUGGCACUAGACCAGGAGAUAGCUCCAUAUAUAAUUUAUGGGAAACAUUUGAUUCACAUCCUUAUGUUGCUGGUGCUUGUGAUGAAAUCGUUGCCAUGACGACUUGGUACAAAUUACUAAAUCCGAUUGUGGGAGCUCAAUAUUUUGAAUAUAAAAUGUCAAAUAUUCUAGAUAAACCACUUGAAUCUGUAUUUGGGUAUAUUACCGUCUUACCUGGUGCCUUUUCUGCUUAUCGGUAUGACGCUCUUCAGAAUACUAUAGUUAAUGGUGAACCUGAGGAAAAAAAUGAAAAUGAUUCUGAAGGUGAAAAAAAGGAUGGUUCUAAUAAUGAAAAGAAGAAUAACAAAAUUACCCAUAAUAAAAAAUCCAAUACUGAUACGGACAUACCCAAAAGUAUAGAUAAACUAAUUUCCCAGCGUAGACGUUGGUUAAAUGGUUCUUUCUUUGCUAGUCUUUAUGCUGUUUCACAUUUUUAUUAUAUUUUGAGAAGUGAUCAUUGUAUUGGACGCAAAUUCUUUUUAUUUAUUGAAAUGAUAUACCAAGCAUACAACCUUUUCUUCUCAUGGUUUGCAUUGGGAAAUUUCUAUUUAACGUUUCAUAUAUUAGGAACUACUCUUUAUACCCCUCUAGAGAUGUUUCCAAUUCCUUUGAACCAAACAAUCAGUGAAAAUAUAUUCAUUGGGAUUAGAUGGGUUUUUUUUGCUUGGGGUACCAGAGAAGAAGAUGAAGAUAAUAAAUUGAAUAAAGUAACUUCUCGUAAGAAUGAAGUACAAGUCACUUCAAUAGAUGUUACUGAUGGAUAUGGUCGAGCCUGGGGCACUUUAGAACGUCCUAAAGAAAAUAAACCUAAAAAUAUGGGUAUAAUAUCUGAAGAUGAAUAUAGAAAAAGAUUUCGAAUUUAUCUUGUACUUUUAUGGGUCUUAUCAAAUACGAUAUUAUCUGUUACCGGAUUAGCUGUAUUUAGAUUUUUUGGUAGCUUGGUUUAUUUUAUUCUUGAAUUGCCAAAAACAUUAAAAUCAAAACUAGCACCUAAAAGAUCAAGAAGGAAGAAUCCUAUAAACAAC